Molecule: messenger RNA, 1757 nt
Organism: Vitis vinifera (wine grape)
Lineage: Eukaryota; Viridiplantae; Streptophyta; Magnoliopsida; Vitales; Vitaceae
Product: chlorophyll a-b binding protein 7, chloroplastic
Exons: 8
Coding region: 167-1108 (313 amino acids)
Biological process (GO): response to light stimulus; photosynthesis, light harvesting in photosystem I
Cellular component (GO): membrane
Source: RefSeq, a predicted model, not a curated record
CACAAAUUGUGUCUGGGAUAUUCGUCACUUAUUUCUAUUGACGAUUUUUAUUUUUUUUAAAAUAAUAAUGAUUUUCGGGGUAAAUUUCUAUGGAUGGAGUUCCAUUCCUUGAAAUUCCCCAUUGCCUGAAAAUCCAGUUUCUAAGCGUGUGGUGUAGCAAACAGCCAUGGCUCUGCGGCAGCCUUGUUCAGUUUCAUCAUCUUCAUCGUCUUUCUUCGGAGGUUAUCGCCACAGACUCUGCUCGAAGAUAUCAUGGCCAAAAUCUCGAAAUGUCAACUCCACCAGUACUUAUUCAGGUUGCAAAGCUUCAUGGCAAGAGCUCGCCGGCGUUUUAAUAUUCUCAGCGAUUCCUUUCACCGCCGUUAAAGCCAUAGCGAAUAGCCCUCUCGGAGAGUCGCUUCAGAGCCGAAUGGAGGAGAAUAAGAAGGCCGCCGUAAAGAAUUCUUCAAAGUUCAAGGCCUUAGCUGAAAAGGCUAAAAACGAGAGUCUGUGGUAUGGAGAAGAACGUCCUCGCUGGCUUGGUCCAAUCCCAUAUGACUAUCCUGCAUAUCUCACUGGAGAACUUCCUGGGGAUUAUGGCUUUGAUAUUGCUGGUCUGGGCAAGGAUCCUGUGGCUUUCCAAAAAUAUUUCAAUUUUGAGAUACUGCAUGCGCGCUGGGCUAUGCUUGCAGCCCUUGGUGCUCUACUUCCAGAAUUAUUAGACCUAUUGGGAGCCUUUCACUUUGUUGAACCUGUCUGGUGGCGAGUCGGCUAUUCAAAGCUCAAGGGAGAUACAUUAGACUAUCUUGGCAUCCCAGGAUUUCACUUUGCUGGAAGCCAAGGAGUAAUUGUCAUUGCUAUUUGCCAAGCCCUGCUGAUGGUUGGACCAGAAUAUGCAAGAUAUUGUGGGAUUGAAGCUUUGGAGCCUCUGGGAAUUUACCUGCCUGGUGAUAUUAAUUAUCCAGGAGGAGCUCUUUUUGAUCCCCUGAAUCUCUCUAAAGAUCCUGUAGCCUUUGAAGAGCUGAAGGUGAAAGAAAUUAAAAACGGGCGCUUAGCAAUGGUUGCCUGGCUGGGGUUUUAUAUACAAGCUGCUGCUACAGCAAUACAGGAAUCUCCAAAUUCAAUUUGAUGGAAACCUGAUUACUCAGUUCUUCUACAUGGUGUCUCGCACUCGGCCACCCUUGCCUUGAAAUUUUCUAAAGGUGCGCCCCCUUUUCUUGCAUAGUUUUCCUUAAUUUGGAAGAAAAUUCCAUGUGCUUCCCAGUAUUUAUUGGAAACUGAAAGCGUCUAUACUAUUAAAUCAAGCUAUUCGGUUGGAGCUGCCCUACUGCAAUCCUGAUUCCUAAAAGGAACCUUCCGCAGGUUGAGUCAUCGCUAGGGUUGAGUUUGGAGGCUAAAAAUUAAAUGACAAUUCAUUAUGUAUUUGGAUCGAUGUGUCACUAGUUUGUUCACAUCUUAAUGUCUAGGUAGCAUGACAUUUAUUCAACUCAAAUAAACUAUGAGUUUGAUUGAACAAGUGUCCCACUCCUCACCAACCAAAGCCAUAAUGAUAAUGACAAUAGCAAAUCUGGAUGUAAGUUGUGACUAUUUUUCUGUUUGAAGAUGGGAUAGGAUUUGUGAAACUGCACAUGUUACGGACUUGAUUGUCGGCAAAUGGUGUCUAAUUUCAUGUGGAUUCAUGUGGGGAGCAGCCUGGGUCUGGUUUUGUUGCUUCUACUGUAUUCUAAACCCGUAACUUUCUUUCUUUUGACUAAAGAGACAAACCGCUUGCGUAACCA